Symbiodinium sp. CCMP2456 is the source of this 179-nucleotide messenger RNA. The record is from the annotation of a GenBank genome assembly. Lineage: Eukaryota; Dinophyceae; Suessiales; Symbiodiniaceae.
GCUUGCGGAGCACCUGCCCGAGGAGCCCUCGAAGUUGCUGGCACAAGUCCUAUCACUCAUGCUGCAGGCCGAGCCGAAGGAGCGCAUUACAGCGCAGGAGGCGCUGGGAAAGAUGGAGCAGCUCGAGUCGAGCCUUUGGGCUGCAACCGGCGAAAUGCCUCGGCAGGGCGAGGACAAAG